Hibiscus syriacus is the source of this 717-nucleotide messenger RNA. RefSeq lists its product as uncharacterized. Lineage: Eukaryota; Viridiplantae; Streptophyta; Magnoliopsida; Malvales; Malvaceae. The record is from RefSeq and is a predicted model, not a curated record. Bases 1 to 717 code for a protein of 238 amino acids. The transcript is spliced from 3 exons.
AUGUCUGCAGCAGCAACAACUAGUAGUGAUCGGUGUGAUGGGCCGCUCCUCGAUUUAGUCUUCCCGGCUUUCAUCUCCGCUCACCUCAUCGCCCUUUCGCGCUUCGCCUUCCCGUCGCUCGGCCGAGUAUCAAUCGACGGGUCGCAAGAGAUCUUCAAUGGAAGCAAAAUGUUCAAGCUUUAUGUGAUUCUGGGAACCACCAUAGGGCUUCUGUUGCCGUUGGCCUAUGUGUUGGGUGGGUUUGCAAGGGCCGACGAUAACGCCGUUCAAUCGGCGACACCCCACUUGUUCUUGCUUUCGUUUCAAAUACUAACGGAAAAUGUAAUAAGUGGGCUGUCGUUGUUUUCGCCGCCGGUUAGAGCACUGGUCCCAUUGAUGUAUACCGGCAGAAGAAUCUUUGUUUUACUUGACUGGGUGCAGGAUGCUUGGCUCAACAAAACUCUGACCAAGAAUGCACCAUCCAAGGAUGUUGCAUGGGAAUGGUUCGGGAAGUGGCUGGCUUCUGCAAACCUAAUGUGUUUCUCCAUCAAUAUGCUAUGCUUUUUGAUCCCACAAUUCCUCCCUCGUGCAUUCGAGAGGUAUUUCAGGGACACCCAUGAUCUUCAUCGGAAGAUGUCGGAGGAUAAACGUGCCACUGUGCGACGAUGGAUAGGAAACCGGAUUGACUCCCUCUCGUGUUAUCUGCUGUUGCCGGUCCAAUGCGUUAAAAAACAUUAA